This is a messenger RNA of Anolis carolinensis (green anole), 7265 nucleotides long. It is a transcript of the gene negr1, whose product is annotated as neuronal growth regulator 1. The coding region runs from base 442 to 1548 and encodes 368 amino acids. NCBI's taxonomy places the organism in Eukaryota, Metazoa, Chordata, Lepidosauria, Squamata, Anolidae. The transcript is spliced from 8 exons. The record is from RefSeq and is a predicted model, not a curated record.
AAACGGCUGCAUGGCAACGGGCUCCGAGCCUGGGGUCCGUCUGCUGCUGCUGCUGCCUGCGCUUCUGCCUCCUCCUCCUCCUCCUCCGCCGCCGCGUUGCUGGCUGCCUCCUCAUUCUCGGGCGCGCUUCCCUCCUCGCUAGAUGGUGUGCGAGGCACCCGAGACCAGACACGCUCCGGACGCGGCGAGAAGCGCGAGAAGGCAGCAGCAGCAGAGAAGGGACGCCGGGAAGGAAGGCAGGCUUGGGCGGGAGGGUGGCCGCGGAGGAGGCGAGAGCAGCAGCAGGAGGAGGAAGGAGGAGGAGAAGCAGCCAGGCGUCGGAUCUAUCGUACCCCGCGCGCCUUUGGCCCCUGGACCCAGGAAAGAGGAGGAGGAGGAGGAGCACGAGAGCCACCGCCGCCCUUGUCGUGAGGAGCCGGAGCGGAGCCGCGUCGGGCAGGCAUGGACAUGAUGCUCCUGGUCCAGGGCGCUUGUUGCUCCAACCAGUGGCUGGCCGCUCUGCUGCUCAGCCUCUGCUGCCUGCUGCCUUCCUGCCUCCCCGCCGGGCAGAGCGUGGACUUUCCCGGGACGGCUGUGGACAGCCUGGUGGUCAGGAAGGGGGACACGGCUGUGCUCAGGUGUUACUUGGAAGAUGGUGCUUCAAAAGGUGCCUGGCUGAACCGAUCAAGUAUUAUUUUUGCAGGAGGAGACAAGUGGUCAGUAGAUCCUCGAGUUUCAAUUGCAACAGCGAAUAAAAGGGAAUACAGCCUCCAGAUACAAGAUGUGGAUGUUUCAGAUGAUGGUCCAUAUACAUGUUCAGUGCAGACUCAACACACACCCAGAACAAUGCAGGUGUACUUGACAGUAAAAGUUUCUCCAAAGAUAAGUCAUAUCUCAAACGACAUUGUGGUGAAUGAAGGAAGCAACGUCACACUGGCUUGCUUGGCUACAGGAAAACCAGACCCUUCCAUCUCAUGGAGGCAUAUCUCUCCAUCAGCAAAACCAUUUGAAAAUGGACAGUAUCUGGACAUCUAUGGAAUUACACGGGACCAAGCUGGGGAAUAUGAAUGCAGUGCUGAAAAUGAUGUCUCAGUCCCAGAUGUGAAAAAAGUAAAAGUCACAGUCAACUUUUCGCCAACAAUUCAGGAAAUAAAAUCCAGUGGAGUGACGCUUGGAGGGCCUGGAUUCAUACGAUGUGAAAGUGCAGGUGUUCCUUCCCCAGCUUUUGAAUGGUACAAAGGAGAAAGAAGACUGAUCAAUGGACAACAAGGGAUUACUAUUAAAAGCUUUAGUUCAAGAUCAUUUUUAAAUUUCAACAAUGUGACAGAGGAGCAUUUUGGCAACUAUACGUGUAUCGCUGCCAACAAACUAGGCACAACCAAUGCCAGCCUGCUUCUUAACCAAAUUAUUGAGUCAACUACUACUAGUCCUGUCUCAAGCCCAGCUCCAAGUACGACCCAGCUUGGGAUCACCGGAGGCGCUGAAGUUCUAUUGUCCUGCUGGUACCUUGUCUUGACACUGUCCUCUUACACCAGCAUAAUGUACCUGAAGAACAUCAUUCUACAAUAAAUGUAAAGAACCAUGGAAAGCUUUUAAGGAUUCUUUGAAAGUGCUGAUGACUGGAUCCAAUCUGGUAGAGUUUGUUAAAAAGCAGCGUGGGAUAUAAUCAGCAGUGCUUAUAUGGGGAUGAUCGCCUUCUGUAGAAUUGCUCAUUAUGUAAAUACUUUAAUUCUACUCUCUUUUUUAUUAGCUGCAUUACCUUGUGAGGAAGUACACAUUGUCCUUUUUCAUUUUCUUUUUCUUUUUUGUUUUGUUUUUUUAAAAAACGUGAAAACUCUGAAAUUACUUUUAGAGGAUAUUAAUUGUGAGUUCAUGUUUGUAAUCUAUAACUUUUCAAAAGCAUUCAGUCAUGGUCUGCUGAUUUUGCAGACUGUAGUUUACAUUAAAAAGAACCCAAAUAUUGCAGUUUAAAAAAGUGAUCUUUAAGGCUGCAAUACAAGCAUUCAUUUCCCUCUUUAAAUAAGAUUCUAUCUCCAUUGAUAUAGAAUCCUUUUUUAAUGAAAAAAAUCCUAAAUGAUAUUGCCUUGGAUUCAUUUCUUCAAAAAUAGAAAAUAAAUCUAGAUUUUAUUCUAGCAUGAGACUCAGAUUUCAAGAAUGAGCUUUGUAAUAUAACUGCACUGUGCAGUUAUGCUAUGAUUUUGAUUUCCUUGUCAGUUCAGCAUGGGUGUGCCUUCAUAAGAUACUGCUUUUCUCUUCCUCUCAAUCAAAUGGGAGAUAUAUAAAUAUAUAAAUAUAUAUAUUUUGGUAGAUGCUACGCUCAAGGAUGUCGAUCUCUUCUUAAGGACAAAGGUGCUAUUGGUUGUAAAAUGAAUGCCACCAGUGGGAUAAAGGGACACUUGCAAACACUGAGCACAGCAGACAGAGUUAAUAAAUGGAACUUACAACAUGUAUUCGAAAUCUGAACAAAUAGCAGAUAUCUCUCAGAUACUUCUUUAUGAAUGUAACAUUUCUUGUGUUCAUUCUAAGUUUAGAAUUUUAAAAAAGGGUGCACAGAAAGUGACCAUCCCUUUAUUAUUAUUAUUUUGAUAAUUAGUGAUGCAGUAUGGUUCUUCCUGUUGAAUUUAUCCUGUAAUAAGGUGAUUCAUGUAUAGAACAUAGUGCUUAGUUAUGAAAAACCUGUUUAAAGGGACUUUUUAUCAUAUACAAGCAACUCUUUGGAUUUUGUUAGCAUACCAAUACUGUUUCAAAGUUUUCCCAAAGUCAAUUUUCAUGGACAUUAAACCACUGUUUCCUCUCCAACACAGAUGUGGCUGAAAAACUUUUUCACAUGUCUUCUGUGGCUCAAUAAUAUAUAUGAGUCCUAUUUCCACCUGUUAAUGUGGAGGAGGUUCUGUAAAUGUGUUGUAGCAUUAUGAUGCCACACAAGGUGGGAAGGAUUAUGGAGAAAUCUAUUACUCUAGAAAAAGAAAGACUGACAUGUCAUAUAGAGCAUUACUUCUUAAGCUAUUUGAUGCAAUUUGUUGUGUCAUCAAUACCAUAUUUGUGUCAAUGACUACAACUGUUUCUUAUGUUAUUGGAAACUCUCCAGAUACUGCCACCAGAUGGUUUAGGGACCAGCACUGGUCCAUGGACGACCACUGUAGAACACAGGCUCUUUUGCCUUCUUUAUGAUAGCAUCUUUAAACACAACUUGUGGGAAACAUUUCAAAUAGGUUACUAAAUUUCUGUUCCUAGUAUAGCAUAACCAUUACAUUUCCUGCUCAGCAAGUCAUGUUUCAGGUUCCAUAUCCUGCAAGUCCUGCUUCAGUGCAAAUGGACUCAAAUAUAAUCCUAAAUAAAACCUUAGGAAACCCAACCUAAUUAGCAACAUAUCUUCAAAUGGUUAUAAAAAUGAUUUCUCAAAGAAGAAAUGGGAGGAAAAUAACCUGCAAAUUGGUAGCAUCAUACUCAUAGGCACAACAUGUCACCUACAAAUUACAAAAGUCAAAACUAGCACCUGAAAAAUGGAAGAUAACAUCUAUACCAUUCCUUACAAAUGUUACUGUAGUAUGAAUUGAGGGAAUACUAAAGAGUUUCAUUUGAAUUUAUUCUGGUUCCUUCACAAGUAGGGAGAAAUUGCUCUUUGCUGCUUGACUGAGGACAAACGUAUUUGUUUUGUGUUCAGGAUGAGUGAUAACAGCUUGUCUCUUUAAUUGAACUUGUUAUGGUUUGCACAGAAAAGUGCAGUAGAGCAAACUAGUGAGAAUAUAAAGUAAGCUGUUGUAUCUCAGAAUGAGUUUGUGUAGAUGUCAUGGUCUCAAAGCAAAGGACAAUUUAGUGAUAUCCCAGCUAGACAUAGAAGAGGCCGCAAUGGUGUAAUUCAAGUACAUUAAGCUGUGAUUUUCAAAUAAAGACAUGUAUUAUAUUAAACAAAACAGUUAAAUUACCAAUCAUUAAACCUUAUACAAGUGGGAUGAAAGGGAAGGUUAAGAUGUGCAUAAUGCAAAUACUUGGGCAUUUUGCAAUGCCACCACAAACUAUUCAGUUCUACAUACACUUCACAAGUUGUUCUCUACUUGUUGUCUAGAGAGUAUCAACAUAAUCAGCUCACAUACACGUUUACAUAUAAACAUCUCCACAAUAACAUACCAGUAGAUUAUGAAGGAUAUCCAGUUUAACAAGAGUUAGGAACUGCUAUGUAGAUCCUACUGGAUGGUAGUAAAUAUCAUUGACUCUUGAUGGUUUUUUGUUCAUUAAUAAAAUGUUUUCUUUUCAUAUCUAUAUUAUAAAACUGUUGAUAUUGCAUGGAUGGCAUUUUGGAGGGGGGGAACCAAAAACAUUUGAUUGAUCUGAUAUGAUAUUCUGAUCUUUGGUAUGUCUGACUGUUCAGAUUUCCAAGGGUAGCAGGAAGUACAAGUUAACUUGCAGUGGGUGUUUUAUAUGCUUUUUUGCUUGGUGGGCUGUUGGGGUAGGUUAAACAGUAUGUGGUAGUUGUUUCACCUGCCCCCUAUAGGGUGUUACCAAAACGCACAGAGAGCAAUUAAUGUAAGAGCUUUGCACAUCCUGUUGACCUUGCAAUUUUGAAUGUCUACAGUUACUCUCUGUUCCCCCUUGUAUUGCAGCUUUAAAGUUAUAGAAUGUAUUCAACAGACUGAAAGAGCAGUGCUGCAGAAAGUAGUAUCUCUGUCAGCACUCAACAACAUGUCUCAGAGAGAGAAAGAGAGUACCUAUCUACCAUGCUUUCCCCAUGCACAAAGAGCUUUCAAUACCUUUGCUCAUCCCAACUCUGUAGUCAAGCUAACAGUGUUCAUAAUUCUUCCCCAGCACAUGCAGUCUGAUGACUCCUGCAGCAAAACAGGGUGAUAUUUUGUUUUUUAUUAAAUACCUGUGAUGAAAGGAUUAGUAAUGUUUGCGUGUGUGUGGAAUUUUCUUCCACAAUAGUAGUUGAAACACAUUAGCCCCAUGUCCAGCCCAGCUUCGGAAUUUCUCCUUGGUGUGAUUUGUUUUUUUAAAAAAUAUAUAUCUCCCUGCUCAUUCAAGAGGAUGAUUGUAUGUAUAAAGCGGGGACACAGUCCUAUAGGUAUUUACUGUGAUAUUGGGAAUGUCUCAGUACAUGCUUAGCCCCACAAAGGCUCCUUUUUAAAAAAUCAGCCAAGAGCCUAAUCCUGUCAAGACAGACACGUGUAUACUGUUUUGCACAAAGUAGUCCCAUAAUUAUGUCAUAAGGAAUAGCAUGUGUCUAUGUGCUUAUAGGAUAAUUCUCGAACAAAAAAUAUCCUUACUUUUUGGUAAUCCUUUUCUAUAUGAUCAUUGUACAAUUUGGGAAUUAUUAAGACUUGAUGUGGAUUGUGUUGGUUUUCGCAAAUUAUAAUAACAUUUUACAGAGUUUACUAGUCCUUAAACUGUGAGGUAUGUUUGCUUUCUUUUAUUUCUUACAUGAUAAUCUGUGCUCAUCUAGUUGAUAUCAUUGCUGUUCACAUUUUUAAACAACCACAAUUAUAUUUCUCCCAGUCAUGGAAAAAUAUGAAAAAUAAAUGGAUUAGCUCCAAGUGGUAUAAUUGAGGAGUUAUUGUGCAUAAAUUGUCCAGUGUUGAAUAGUUAAAUUGUGGUAAUCUAUUUGAUAAAUCAGGACACUUAACUACAAUUGUGUUGUUGACAGGUUAACAUAUACAGGAAAAAAAAAGGUUGCAAUUACUGUGUUGUAGAUAGUGAUGCUGGUUGAAGGUAGAAAUGUCUCAGUAUAGCAAAUAUGAAUGGUGAGGUUUUAAAAAACAAGAUUAACUGGGAAAUUAGCUAUUCAUAAUUGAAAUGAAGUAUAGUUUCGAUGUUCUUCUCUAUUCUUCAAGGCUGUGUUUUAUUUUUAGCUACAGAAGUCUUGGAGUCACCACCACUAAAAACUGGGAAAGUUUUGCUUUUGGUAUUUUGCACAUUUUCAAUGCUCAACAUUAUGCUGACCAAAACACCCAUCUCCCCAUACAAUUGUGUGCACUUAAUAAUGUGUAUACCAAAAUAUGUAUUUACAUGGAUAAAUGAUAUGCCUUAAUGCCUCAGUAUGCACUUACAUUCAGUCUGAGGAAAAUAGUCCAUAUAUCAUAAUAUUUUGGGGUGGCGGAUUCAUUCUCUACCCCCAAAAUGGUAUUUAACACAUUGAAGUAUUAUUUCACCAAGUAGACUGUGUCAGAAAUUCAAAGCCAUGGUGGAACUCUAAGGUGAGAGUCCAGGUGGGAGUUCUAAUCUUUUGUACGAUAAUGAUUAUGGUUCCCAUCCAGAUCCAUUUCAAUCUGUUGGCUUUCUGCCAUUUGUUUAAGUCCAGUGAUGACUGCACCUGGAAAUUAUGGUAAACCUGAAUAAAACUUUCGCCAUUAACCCUUGCUAAUAGAUAAUCAUUGUGGUGUAAGCCUGGCCAAAAUAAAAUCCAUCAAAAUGAAUGUUGCCAAUUGAUUGUGUAUGGCAGUUCACAAAGGGGAAAAUGUUAUUCUGUUUAGGACGGCCAAAACAACUUGGCUACCUAUGAACGGCAAUGCUUGCCUUGUUUUUCAGUCUUGCUGCACGCCAUAGCAAGACAUAUUCUGUAGUUGUUUAAUGGAGCACUGUGAGUGUGGAAUUAAAGAAAAUUUAUUUCAGUUAUACUUGUAGGGUUCAUCAGUGCACAAUUUGAACACAAUUUCUUCUCUUCCUUUCUUUAAAUAUGAUUUCCUGCGUUGGUUCUUCUAAACUUAGAAGGCCUGGAGCAUCUUCUCUUUAUUGAGUAAGGAAGUCUCUGUCCCAAAGCAGAUGAAUCCACCCCUUGUAAUGUGGACGAGGAAACCGUAGCAAAAGAAAUCUAUUAGAGAAAGGAUUAGCCGCAUGAAAAAUAGAAACCAGUAUAAGAGAGAGCCAUAAUAAGAUUAAAACUGUAUAAAGUUAAAGCACACUUUUCAAAUUAUGUAUGUUAUAUUUCUUAAACAUCUUGUAGUUUAAGAUGUUUAAUACUAGUAGUAUUAAAAAUGUCAUGUAUUCUUUGAAAUGAUGUUUGGAUAUACAAAACAGACUGCUAGUUUAUAUCUCAUGUAUGUUACGGUAUAUUCAUGAUUUUCCCUGCUUUGCUAUGAAUGUGACAGCUAUAUUCUUCUGCUAACACACUUGUGUUUUGUAGCCUCUAAUAGCUAAAUUGGAGGUGACUAAUAGCAUGUGUCUACAUAUAAGCAAGACCUAUUGAGUGUCACUGAAAUCAAAGGGACUUACUCUUAUUAUUUCUGUAUUGGACAGCAGCCUAAAAUGAAAUAUUUCUUUAGAGGCAGGGAUAAUAAAAAAGCUAACCCAGUUUA